Caenorhabditis remanei is the source of this 1407-nucleotide messenger RNA. RefSeq lists its product as uncharacterized. The record is from RefSeq and is a predicted model, not a curated record. The coding region runs from base 1 to 1407 and encodes 468 amino acids. Gene Ontology annotation, molecular function: transmembrane transporter activity. Gene Ontology annotation, cellular component: lysosomal membrane. Gene Ontology annotation, biological process: transmembrane transport. The transcript has 7 exons. Lineage: Eukaryota; Metazoa; Nematoda; Chromadorea; Rhabditida; Rhabditidae.
AUGACAGUGUCAAACGAGAAGCAGACCGAUUGGAGAUCCAUGUGGAUUUGUAUAUUCUUGCAGUUUGUGGUUGGUGUACAGAUCUCUGUGUACUACAUGUCAAUGUGGCCAUAUUUGAGUGGACUGGACAAAUCAGCCGAUUUCGACUUCCUUGGAUGGGUUGUAGCGGCAUGCAGUAUCGGAUGCACUAUUUCAAACCCACUCUAUGGCUACUGGAACCAGAAAACUAUGUCAGUCAAAUGGCCAGUCAUCACUGGAUUCCUCAUUGCAGCAGUCGGUCAAGGAUGGUACGGUCUUCUUGGUUUAUUCGAUAAUGUCAAAUGGAUGAUGCUUCUCGCUCGGUUCUUGACCGGACUUGGAGUUGGUAACAUCGCUGCUCUUCGAGUUUAUGCAGCAAUGGCGUCGACUCCAAAAGACAGAAUGAGAGCAAUUUCAUUUGGAACUGGAGGAUUUGUGUUGGGAUUCUCAUUUGGUCCAGUUAUUUCUGCAGUGUUCACUCCAUUGGGUGAAGAAGGUAUCAGAUUAGGAGGAUUCGUGUUGAAUAUGUACACCGUUGUUGCUUACCUCAUGGUGUUGCUUUGCAUUUUUGGAUGUUUCAUCAUCUAUUUCUUCUUCAAUGAAAGUUACGUCGGAAUAGUGACUAAAGAAGAACAAGAGAAAGAUGAUGUGACAGUUCCAAUGUUUGAUAUCCCAGCCGCAUUGAUCUGUAUUUACCUGUUUAUGAUUGUCAACAUGACAGCUACGAAUAUUGAAGUAAUGUCUUCCCCACUUACUACAGUUUUAUACGAUUGGAAGGACAGUGACUCAAUCUUUUACAAUGGAAUUGCAUUGGCAAUCAGCAGUGCCAUUUCAGUGUCAUUCAAUAUUGCUCAAGGAGCAACGCGAAUCGGAAAAAUUGACAAAAGGAAGCAAAUGCUCUUCGGUCUCACAUUCUUCUUGCUCUAUCAGGCAUUCAUGUUCCCAUGGGGUUUCUAUUCUGGACCAUUGAACUUCCUGCCGAAAGGAAUGGAGACUACAGAAGCUGGAGGAUGUUACGCAGAAUAUCUCUGGUGUAAUGACACGACUCGUGUUCCAAUGCCUAUCUACUUUUUCUGUUUUAUUGUAUUCUUUGGUGUGGCAUUUCCAUUUGUGGAGACACCGUCUCCAGCUCUCUUCUCUGAGAUUUUGGGCCCAAGAAAGCAGGGAACAAUGCAAGGAUUCUUCUCACUUGGAGGCAGUCUUGCACCAGUUAUUGCUUCGAUCACAUCAACAGCAAUAUUCAAGUACACUGGUUACCGUUAUGUCAUUGUCUUCCAAGCAAUUACUCUUCUUGUCGCUGUUCUCUUAAUUUUGGUAUUUUACAAAAGACUAGUCCCAUUAAAAGUGGUCAAGAAGGGCAGCGAAUCAACGAUCUCAGAAGAAAACUGA